UGUAACUUCCUCCCUAUAAUUUGGAAUGUGGAUAGAGGGGGGUCAUAAUUCUCCCUGAGUGAGACUUGUCUGCUUCUCUGGCCCCUGGUCCUGUUCUGUUCUCCAGCAUGGUGUGUCUGAGAUUCCCUGGAGGCUCCUGCGUGGCAGCGCUGACAGUGACGCUGAUGGUGCUGAGCUCCCCACUGGCUUUGGCUGGGGACACCCGACCACGUUACUUGGAGCAGGCUAAGUGUGAGUGUCAUCACUUCAACGGGACGGAGCGGGUGCGGUACCUGGAAAGAUACUUCUAUAACCAGGAGGAGUAUGUGCGCUUCGACAGCGACGUGGGGGAGUACCGGGCGGUGACGGAGCUGGGGCGGCCUGACGCGGAGUACUGGAACAGCCAGAAGGACAUCCUGGAGCAGAAGCGGGCCGAGGUGGACAGAUGCAGACACAACUACGAGGUUUCAGAGAGGUUCCUAGUGCCGCGGAGAGUACAACCUAAGGUGACUGUGUAUCCUGCAAAGACCCAGCCCCUGCAGCACCACAACCUCCUGGUCUGCUCUGUGAGUGGUUUCUAUCCAGGCAGCAUUGAAGUCAGGUGGUUCCGGAAUGAUCAGGAAGAGAAGGCUGGGGUGGUGUCCACAGGCCUGAUCCAGAAUGGAGACUGGACCUUCCAGAUCCUGGUGAUGCUGGAAACAGUUCCUCAGAGUGGAGAGGUUUAUAUCUGCCAAGUGGAGCACCCAAGCGUGACCAGCCCUCUCACAGUGCAAUGGAGAGCGCAGUCUGAAUCUGCACAGAGCAAGAUGCUGAGUGGAGUUGGGGGCUUUGUGCUGGGCCUGCUCUUCCUUGGGGCAGGGCUGUUCAUCUACUUCAGGAAUCAGAAAGGACGCUCUGGACUUCAGCCAACAGGACUCCUGAGCUGAAGGGAAGAUGACCACAUUCAAAGAAGAACCUUCUGCCCCAGUUUUGCAGGAUGAGAAGCUUUCCCGCUUGGCUCUGAUUCUUCCACAAGAGAGAGUUUUCUCAGGACCUGGUUGCUGAUGGUUCAGCAACUCUGCAGAAAUGUCCUCCCUUGUGGCUUCCUCAGCUUCUGCCCUUGGCCUGAAGUCCCAGCAUUGAUGACAUUUCCUCAUCUUCAACUUACAUACUCCUCUUUACCUAACCCUUCAUGCCUCCCGUGCAUCUGUACUCACCCUGUGCCACAAACACAUUACAUUAUUAAAUUUUUCUUAAACAUGGAGUUAAAAA
Callithrix jacchus (white-tufted-ear marmoset) is the source of this 1230-nucleotide messenger RNA. The record is from RefSeq and is a predicted model, not a curated record. NCBI's taxonomy places the organism in Eukaryota, Metazoa, Chordata, Mammalia, Primates, Cebidae.